Messenger RNA from Medioppia subpectinata, 883 nucleotides. The record is from the annotation of a GenBank genome assembly. NCBI's taxonomy places the organism in Eukaryota, Metazoa, Arthropoda, Arachnida, Sarcoptiformes, Oppiidae.
AAUAAAUCCACAUCUCGUUAAUCAGUACAAUUUUAGUUCCUUUGAUGACGCGAUCAAUGCAGUGAAGAGGGGAGAAAUGUGGGGUGUAUUGAAUAUUCCGGAAAAAUUUAGUCUUAGUCUUCAAAGAAGAAUGAUAUUAGGAGAGGAUGUGGACAACACAACCAUCGAAGGAAGUACUAUAAGAAUAUAUCCCGACCUAACGAAUCAGCAAAUCUCUUAUACAAUGGAGCGGACAUUUAGGGAAGCGUUUCAAGCGUUUGCAAAGGACACUCUCAACAUAUUGGGACGUAAUCCAGCCUUAGCUGAAUUGCCUAUUACUUUAGGAACUCCUGUCUAUGGAGAGGCCGACCAACAGGGAUAUCUGGAAUAUAUGGCACCGGGAGUUGUGGUUAGCAUUUGUUAUAUUAUGGCCACCGGAUUGACUGCUUUGGCUUUCAUUAUUGAACGAAGAGAUGGUCUGUUUGAGAGGAGUCUAGUGGCGGGUGUGGACACACUUCAGAUUCUUGUGGCCCACGCUGUGGUCCAGAUCUUUGUGAUGGUUAUACAAAUAAUAUUGGUUCUUGUCUUCACAUUCCUUGUGUUUGACAUUCCAAGUCGGGGGCCAUUCGUUUGGGUCGUUAGCUUAUUGCUUCUUCAGGGCACUACUGGAAUGGCAUUUGGUUUGGUGGUGUCAGCCCUUUGCCAACAGGAGAACACAGCAGUUAUGAUGAUUUUGGGAACAUUUUACCCGAAUCUCAUUUUAAGCGGCAUAAUAUGGCCGUUGGAAGCGAUGCCAUAUUGGAUCCGAUGGUUCAGUUAUAUUCAACCGCAAACAUUGCCAACGGAGUCAUUGCGAAACGUACUCUCGAGGGGAUGGAGUUUAGAGGAUUCUGAAGAGAAUAUU